Messenger RNA from Verticillium alfalfae VaMs.102, 2091 nucleotides. RefSeq lists its product as hypothetical. Lineage: Eukaryota; Fungi; Ascomycota; Sordariomycetes; Glomerellales; Plectosphaerellaceae. Gene Ontology annotation, cellular component: nuclear telomere cap complex; chromosome, telomeric region. Gene Ontology annotation, molecular function: G-rich strand telomeric DNA binding; telomerase inhibitor activity. Gene Ontology annotation, biological process: regulation of telomere maintenance via telomerase; telomere capping. The record is from RefSeq and is a predicted model, not a curated record. The coding region runs from base 1 to 2091 and encodes 696 amino acids. The transcript has 2 exons.
AUGUCGACCCAGACAUCGUCGGCGCCCGCCUUUCCUCAAGGAUGUAUUUCUGCCCGGGACAUACUCGACGGAAAACCUAGGCCAGGCGAUUUGGUAAACAUUGUUGCGAUGGUCAAGGAUUGUCUUCUGCCAAUCCCUACAAACGGACAGGACUUCAAGUCUACCUUGAGACUUUUUGACCUUUCUACCCAAGAUGGAUACGACGACCUGUCACUGGUGAUUUUCCGUCCUGAACAUCUCAUGCCGCGUGUCGGCGCUGGGGAUGUCAUCAUCAUGCAAAGUGCCAAGCUUCAGCGAUACAAGGGCGAUUUGUCACUCGUCACUCAUCAUCGGACUUGUCUUCAUGUUUAUCAAGCUUCUCUCAUUCCUCAGUAUCCUCAGUCGGCCAAUUUGGCGCUGAAGCCUGACCCCAGAAACCCUACAUCCAAGCCGCUUCUGCACGCUGAGGCUUUCGUUUCAUGGUUGUACCACUCCAUCAACAAAAGCAGCGUGCCGAGUGAGGCACAGUUUCGCGAGAAAGCCGAACAAUCGCUUAACCUGAAAGACAAAUUUAGUCGUCUGGAGAAUAUUCGGGAAGGGAGGUUCUAUGAUCUAGUCGUCCAGGUUGUGAGGGAACCAUAUGAUCUCGUGGAUAAAGCCACCGUCUGGAUCACGGACUACACCGAGAACGAGAUGUUUUUCCCCAUAAAUUCAGGCUGCGAAGAAAGCGAUCCAUACAACUACACACCAGCAAAGACGACUACUGCGAGCCAAUCCUCUACCUCGGCUUUUCAGGGCCCCUACGGCAAGCGGUGUAUGCAGUUGACAUGUUUCGAAACGCAUGCCGCUUUUGUCAAACUUUGGGUCCGUCAAGGCGCCUACGUGCGACUCAAGAAUAUCCAGAUCAAGUACGGACACAACGGCCAACACCUCGAAGGCUUCCUUCGCCAAGACCGGGAGGCUUCCCUAUUCAAGGUUCAGAUCGAGAUUCUCGAGACCACCGACGCGGAAAACACGGACUUACACCUCAAGGAACUUAUUCGACGGAAGCGGGAUUACUUCAAGGGGAGGAGGAAGGACAUCAAACUCGCCAGCGCAGGGACGACCGGGAGCCAAAAGCGGUCUGUUGUCGAGGAGUCCGGGGGUCAGAAAAUGAAUGCAAGAAAGAGAAGAGCUCUUCAGCGAGCCGCAAUAUCGAGUAACGUGUCGCCAGACGGUGACAGUGCGCAAGGAACAGUGGUUGAUUUGAACGGAUAUGGUGAGCUGGUGUUCUUAUGGCUCCGUGCUCUUAUAAAGCUGACACGAGCAAUGACAGUAAAAUGUGCGAACGAGGACCAACCCGCAAGCACCAUCAAGAGUCUGAUCAAGAGGGUAAAUUAUUCCACGACAAGCCACGGUACCGCAAUGGACAUCCAGCUACCCUUUACAUGUCUGAAGUAUCGCAUCAAUGCCCGUGUGAUCGACUUUCAUCCACCGAGGCUUCUUGAUUUCGCCUGUUCGCGCAAACGAUCAGAGACAGACAUUUUGUCUGACUGUAGCAGCUCCUCGUCAGACAUGGAUGAGGAGGACAACGGGGUUUUGAACAGUUCGGAGCUGGUUUGGGAGUGGCGCUUCGCGCUCUCGCUCCAAGAAGCUUCUGCGCUUGGGCAGCAUAAAGAUGGCACACCCGAGACUGUCUGGGUCUUUGUAGACAACGGGGAAGCAGAGCACCUCAUGGGCCUGACGGCCUGCGAUCUCCGCAAACAUCCUGAUAGCCUCAGUCAACUUCGCGAGAGGCUGUUCACUCUCUGGGGCAAUCUGGAAGAGUUGAAAUCCAAGCAGACAGCCAAGCCCAAGGCCAAAAAGCCGCCCCCCAAGCCGAACAACGGACCACCACCAGACAGUUCGGAUGAAGAGGCCGUCAAAACACGACGAGAAGAAGACACCACAACGGGCGAUGCCCACGGCUCUCCCAAUCCGGGCCUGGCCGCGCAAAAUCGGCCUUUCAGCUGCUGCGUACGACAAUACGGCGUGAGGGUUCCGGAGGAGGACCCUCAAAAAGCGAAUGCUGGAGAGGGCAAGCGUUGGGAGCGGGCCUACGGGCUUUUUGGCACCAAAGUGCCCUAUACAUAG